AUGAUCUGGAUCUGUGGAGUAGAAGUACUUGGAAUGAUGAAUGUUGUGUGGGGAGCAUCCCCGGAAAGAGCAGUAGCAAAUACAGAAAUAGGAAUUGAGAAGAAGAUGAAUGAUGAGAAAAUAAGAAGAAGGAUAAAAAAAGUACUUUAUAACUCUCCUGACAUAUUUAAUUAUCGGAAAAUGAUAUUAUAUCCAUUUGUUAUUCAUAAUGACUCAUUUUUAGUAUUCCCUACGACAAAGUACAACGAGAUAGAAAGUGGAAAACGAGAGUAUGUCAAAAAGAUUAUGAGGGAGAUUACAAAAGUAGCAUUGAAGUGUAUGGGAGUUUUGAAUACCUCGAUUUAUUAUGAAUGGAUUAAAAGCUUAAUAGAAGCAUUCGCCACGGCAAAAAUCCAAUCCGGGUAUUUUGAUUCGGUUUAUCUGUCUUAUGAGAAGAAUGGGACAUUUAGAGAUUUAACAAAGAGAAUAGUCAAAGAAUGCAAGAAAACACUUGAUGAACUUGGAGAAAUCCUUACGUCCAAGGCUUCCGAAGAGAUUAAGAAGAUAGAGGCCUUGCCUGACCCUGAUUCAGAAGAAAAUAAGAAGAGAAAAGAGAAAUUAAAGGAGAUCGAGAUACAUGGGAAAGUUAUUCGUACCAUCCAAGAACAAGACCAAAUAGUUAAGGGGAUGAAUAUGGUAUGCGAUGAGUGUUUGAAUCUCUGGAAAAGAGAAGAAGAUAUAAAAAGUUUUAUUUUGAAGCUUGGUCUGAGAAGGUUACAUGCCAAGGAAUUGAGAAUUAAACCAAAGAACUCGUAUUAUCAAUACAAAAGUGAUAUACUUUCAUUAAUAGGCUAUUUGGAUCAUAAUCUUUUGAUAAAUACCAAUAAAGAACAUGGAAGGGAGGUUGCAGCAGAGUUAGUAAAGGAAGCAUUCUUAGAAUAUAAAGAUGAUUAUGAGAAUGAAAUAAAUAGGAUUGUUCUUGAGGUUGAAGAAAGAAAGAAAAGAAAUACAGAUGAGAAAGAAAUGAAAGAAAAGGAAGCUAACCAAAAUGCAGAAGAGCUGAUGAGAGAAGAGGAAGAAGAAAAGAGAAGAAGUAAGGGAAAAGGGAAGGGAAAGGUAGUGGAGAAUAGUAGAAAGAGGAAGAUUGUUACAAAGGACAAGAAAGAAGAGAUAGAAGACAAAAAGUCGGAAAAGGGAGCAGUAGGGGGGAAAAAGGAAGAAAAAACAAAGAAAAAGAACUACGAAAUCCAUGGGAGGGUUUUCCAAUGGAAGAAGGAACCUGAAGUUAUAAAGAACAUCUUGGACGAGGGAACGGAACAGAAGUGGAGAGGACGAAGCAUUGAGGAAAUCAAAGAGCAGAAGAAGUUUCAUGACAUAGUGGAGGCUGUGGGGCUGCUUAGACAUGAAGAUGCAGACGACUUCUUCGAUCUUACAAGAAGUUACGAAGAAAGAGGAGUGAAAAGAGAAAGGAAAGUGGCUCUUGCAAUGCUUGAAACAAAAGAGUCUGGGAAGGAGAUAGGGAUAGUAGAAGUGGGGAUCUUCAGGGACGGGGGUAAUGAUGUAGUCUACCACGGAUUUGGGGGGCAGGGGUCCAUGUUGUGA
Molecule: messenger RNA, 1581 nt
Organism: Encephalitozoon intestinalis ATCC 50506
Lineage: Eukaryota; Fungi; Microsporidia; Unikaryonidae
Exons: 1
Coding region: 1-1581 (526 amino acids)
Source: RefSeq, a predicted model, not a curated record